AUGCCUCUCAAGUCGAUCCUCCGCAAUAGUUCCACUCGCAGCCUCGACAUUGGUACCUCAUCGGACGAAGCUGCACGCAACGCUCAAACGACAAGGCGAGCGGCCAUGAAACGCUCCGUGAGCUUUUCUGGCGGUUGCCGUUGGCAAGAGCGCAGCAGUAACAAGGAAGUAUUGGCACCAACUACUACUAUGUGUAGGAAAGGAGGGCCCCGCAUGCCACUUCGCAGAGCUUGCGACGAUGAGCCAUCAAAAAAUGAAAAAGGGCUUCGAAUGCCUGUCAGAAGCGAAUCUUCCGACUGCAAGAACGGAGCAACGACACCGCCACCACCAGCGGAUUCCAAAUGUCCUCUACUCCUCGCGGGGAAAUCGCAAAAACAAGCUCUUCGAAUGCCUAUUCGCAAAACCUUUUCUUUCAAAAAGUCAUCCCAUGGCGAUCACAAGAAAAGUCCUGUUCCAAAGAGCCGUAGCUUUCAAGGUACUAGUGGUGCAACAAAAGCCACUGUUGAGACGCAUCAUGUCCAAAGAGUGCAACUGAUGCGGAACAAUAUGGCAAUGGCCCUCAGCGCCUAG
Messenger RNA from Seminavis robusta, 570 nucleotides. Lineage: Eukaryota; Bacillariophyta; Bacillariophyceae; Naviculales; Naviculaceae. The record is from the annotation of a GenBank genome assembly.